Camponotus floridanus (Florida carpenter ant) is the source of this 2741-nucleotide messenger RNA. It is a transcript of the gene MFS10, whose product is annotated as sialin. The record is from RefSeq and is a predicted model, not a curated record. Gene Ontology annotation, molecular function: transmembrane transporter activity. Lineage: Eukaryota; Metazoa; Arthropoda; Insecta; Hymenoptera; Formicidae. Gene Ontology annotation, biological process: transmembrane transport; monoatomic anion transport. The coding region runs from base 313 to 1806 and encodes 497 amino acids. The transcript has 7 exons.
CUCAUUUAUACAUUUUACGUCUAUGAUCACGACUCGCUGCUAGAUGCGCAUGUGUGGAUGAGAUUUGCCCCACCAUUUACUGCGCAUACAAACAUGAUGUACACAUGAACGAAUGACAGGUCCAAUGAUCUAAUCUCGAGACUCGGGAUCGCAACGCGGCCGUAAUGACUCGUUAUUGCACGUACGAAUCCAUUGGAGGGAGUGUAAUAAAAACAUAAUCUCAAUGCCUAGAACGGUAGUGAAUCAUCGUGAAAGCGUGAGAUCACCGUAGAGUGGGUACAACAGACGACGACGCGAAAGUUGACAGGCAUCAUGGAAGUGCUGGAUCCGAGCGUUUCUAGAGACGAUCAGCCCCUUUGCGUCAACGAUUCUCUAGAGCGAGUUAAUACAUUGCAGAUUCCAGCAGAUACCAAAUCAUGUAUAAAAGCACGUCAUACAUUGGGUUUCCUGGGUUUUCUUGGCUUUGCCCUUGUUUAUGCUAUGAGGGUCAAUUUAUCAGUAGCCAUUGUCUCCAUGGUUAAUCAGACAGCGAUACCGCAUACCGAGGAUAAUGAUACUAGUGAUGUUUGUCCUAAAACUAAGCCAAUAAAUGGAACUUUUAUACCGAGCGCGGGAGAAUUUGCUUGGAAUGAAAAGACUCAAGGUAUCAUACUGGGUGCUUUCUUUCUUGGCUAUGUGACGACAAAUGUGCCGGGUGGUAGGAUGGCCGAGAAAAUGGGCGGCAAAUUAAUUUAUGGUCUGGGAGUGUUUCUGACUGCUGUUCUAACAGUGAUAAGUCCAUUCGCCGCAUAUUGGGGUUUAAUACCGUUUUUAGUUGUACGGGUCGCAGAAGGAUUUACCGAGGGAGUAACAUUUCCUGCGAUGCAUAGUAUGCUGGCGCAUUGGGUACCACCAUUGGAGAGAAGUAAAUUUGCUGCUAUAGUAUACGCAGGUUCGAAUUUCGGAACUGUUGUUUCGUUACCAGUGAGCGGUUGGCUGUGUUCAUUGGAAUUAUGGGGCGGUUGGCCACUUGCAUUUUAUUUAUUUGGAGGACUUGGUCUUGUAUGGUAUGCAUUCUGGUUGAUAUUUAUAUACGAUACUCCUUCGCAACAUACGAAAAUCGAUCCUUCCGAGAAAGCAUAUAUCGAAGCUAGUGUUGAGAAAAAAGACGAGAAUGACGAUUCGGGAGUACCUUGGUUAUCUGUCUUCACUUCUCUACCUAUGUGGGCUAUUACUAUUACACAAUGCGGUCAGUCUUGGGCAUUCUACACUCUUUUGACCGAGUUGCCGACGUACAUGGACAAGAUUUUGCAUUUGAAUGUACAACAGAAUGCAUUCCUUUCGGCGUUACCUUACUUGAGCGCUUGGUUGGUGGGACUCGGUAUUUCGAGCUUUGCGGACGCGCUCCUCGCACGUCGUCUGAUCUCGCCCUUGACCUCGUUCAAAUUGUGGAACACGGUUGCCUCGUUAGGUCCCAGUCUCAGUUUCGUCGGUGCUAUCUGGGCCGGAUGUGAUCGUAUGACCGUGAUGUUGAUGCUCGCAGGAUUAGGCUCUCUUCAAGGCGCGAUGUACGCUGGAAAUCAAAUGAAUCAUAUCGCAUUAGCGCCUCGUUACGCGGGAACUUUGUAUGGAUUGACAAAUGCUGCAGCAAAUGCGUGUGGCUUCUUGGCACCUUACGUUAUCGGCAGUAUAGUAGUGGGACAUGAGACACUUGCACGCUGGCAUACAGUAUUCUGGAUGGCAGCAGGAAUAAACAUGAUUACUAAUUGUUUCUAUUUGUUGUUUGCAUCUGCUACUGAACAGCCAUGGAGUAAAGGUGAUAGUUGAUGACGACAUCGCAUUAGAGACGCGAUAUUAAAUGUGGAAAAUAAUAUAUUCUCUAAUCAUGUUGCACACAGUACAUUUUAAUUUGGAUGGCCAAUUUUUUAUAAUAUUCGGUAUAGAUAUUGCCGAUUAUUUUUUUGUAAAAUGAUUUAAUAUUUGUUAAUAUCUUUUUAAAGUUUUUAUAGUCUAAUCGUAUUUAUCAUUAAGUGAUAUAUACAAUGACAAAUGAGUCGUAUUUCAGUAUUAUCAAUUUCUAUCGACACGUGAUAAUUAUAGAUAGCGUUACCCGUAUGGCCUUUGCUUUAGAUGAUUGAAAUUGUUAUAUUUUUUUUACCAAUUUUGUUUUCAAUCCAGAUUCAGAUGGCAUCAAAUAUGAAACGUGGGUAUAUAAAAAUAUCUGCAAUUUUAUAAAGAAACUAAGUAAAUACAAAUCUUAAGUUUGGCAUAUAUAGUGAAUGUUCUUCUUCCAGUUGAUAAUUGGAAAGGAAGUGAUUAUAUGUGUAAAUUAAAAUAAUUAGAAUAAAAUUUUCAAAGCUUCGUUUUCGAAAAAAAUAAUUUUAAAUUUUAAUAAAUUUCAAUAAAUAAUGUCUUAAAAUAAUAAAUUAUCAUGAAAAAGUUACAUAUAAAAUAUUUUUAUUUAAUAGAAUAGUUUCAAUAGCAUAACUUCUUUUGAAGCAAUUCGACGAGGCACAAUACAAAGUCAUUACAAGUUCUCAAUACUUUAGAGAACAGUAGAUAAUAAUUUUUCAAUUCUAAUGUCAAUUUUUUUUCAUACAAAAUCUUUCCUUUCUCGAUUAUAUUACCAGAGAAAUUUCUAUAUAAAAAUGAUAUUUAAUUUUGCAAAUAUGUUGUACUAGAUAUAUGUAUUUCACAUACACACAUGUAUGUACACGACAAUACACACAAUAGAUAAAAACACACUUGAAAUCUGCUAUAUA